AUGGCAACGAAUACAUCCCCUCAACAGCCCCGCGGCAGGCUCCGCGAUGUCAUACCAGAAGCACAUCUCGGGUUCUGGUCACCUGGUCCUAAAAAUGGCAUCACAGAUGUCCCCGGCGUCCUUGCCCACACGACCACUAUUCGUGAUGAGAGCGGUCAAAUCAACACAGGAUUAACCACCAUCCUCCCUCGGAGAGACUGGUUCCACAAGGCCUGUCAUGCCGGCGUCUUCCGUCUCAACGGAUCUGGAGAAAUGACUGGGACACACUGGAUCGAAGAAAGCGGUCUCUUGCACUCGCCGAUUCUCAUCACCAACAGCUUUGCCGUUGGGCAGUGUUAUACCGGCAUCUACAAGUACGCAAUUGAACAUUAUGGAAAAGGCGAGGAGGGCAUCGAUUGGUUUCUGCUUCCAGUCGUCGCUGAGACGUUUGACGGGCAUCUCAACGAUCUGAGACGGUUUGCUGUGACGCCGGAGCACGUAGUGCACGCCAUCACCAAUGCCUCCGAGGAGCCAAUUGCUGAGGGCAACGUGGGCGGCGGGACAGGUAUGCUGUGCCAUGGGGGCAAAGGCGGCACCGGAACCAGCAGUAGGAUCGUGCCCGGGCAGAACGAGACGUCUUAUACGGUUGCCGCUCUUGUCCAGGCCAACUAUGGGAGACUACAGCAUCUGCACAUAACAGGCGUCCCAGUCGGACGAAUCCUACAAAAGAGAAGGGCAAAAGACGAAGCCUCCGCUGCUCAUGACAAAGCGUACAACGACGCAAAAGACAAGAAAGACGGGUCCAUUAUCGUCAUACUAGCCACGGAUGCACCGCUUCUUCCUGGCCAGCUCCAGCGAUUGGCCAAGCGAGCGACCAUAGGCCUUGCGCGAGUGGGCAGCUACGCUCACAACCCUUCCGGUGAUCUAUUUCUUGCAUUUUCUACGGCUGCUGAGAUCCCUGUGCAGCCAGUCCCUGGCGAGGAUAGAGUGAUUGAUCCUUUCAAACCUGAGCUGAUUGAUGUAGAGGCGACUGAUAACAAGACUAUCAAUGGGCUUUUUGAAGCAGCGGCUGAUGCUACGGAGGAGGCUAUAUAUAAUGCGCUUUGUAUGGCUGAGACGAUGACGGGCAAUAUGGGCCGGACGGUGGAAGCCCUGCCGUUGCAAGCUACCAGGGAGAUUAUUGCCAAAUUCAAGGAAGCUGAGGAUUCAUUCGAGUAG
Fusarium musae is the source of this 1197-nucleotide messenger RNA. RefSeq lists its product as uncharacterized. Gene Ontology annotation, molecular function: aminopeptidase activity. The record is from RefSeq and is a predicted model, not a curated record. The transcript has a single exon. Bases 1 to 1197 code for a protein of 398 amino acids. Lineage: Eukaryota; Fungi; Ascomycota; Sordariomycetes; Hypocreales; Nectriaceae.